Messenger RNA from Linum trigynum, 1966 nucleotides. The record is from the annotation of a GenBank genome assembly. Lineage: Eukaryota; Viridiplantae; Streptophyta; Magnoliopsida; Malpighiales; Linaceae.
CGUAACAAUUUCCUAGAUGUUGUGAUACAUGUCGUACAGAAAAAUUUAUCAUCGUUUUCGAGCUUGGACCGCUUCCAAGACUGCUAUUCUUUUCUUCCCAUAUUGUCAUGUCAUCUAGUUAAUUCAACCAUGUUACCCUUUUUCGUAAGGCUGACUAUAUGCAAGUUGGCAGCUUGCAUCAAGUUAAUUCAACUCCUAGUUCUUGGCCGCCAUAGGCCGUUGACAUUUGAACUUCACCUUGGUAGUUUGGACAUAAAAGGGGAUCGUCUCCAAUUCACAAAGAACCAAACUGAACCAUCAUGGCGAGAGUUCUUCGCAUCCUACUGAUCCUCAUCGCUAUUUCCUUUCCAUACCUCAACUCAGCUGAUCGCCAUAGCCAUGAAGAAUCAAUCCUCGAGUGCCUCUAUUCCCAAAACUACAACACCACCAUUUCCCAAGUCACCUUCACCCCAACCAACUCCUCUUAUGACUCCAUCCUUCAAUUCUCAAUCAAAAACAGCAGGUUCAACACCAGCGCCAGCCCAAAGCCAGUACUCAUCAUCACCCCAGAUUCCAUUCCCCAAAUCCAAACCACAAUCAUCUGUUCCAAGAAGCAAAAAUUUCAAAUCAGGAUCCGAAGCGGCGGCCACGACUAUGAGGGCCUUUCCUACACCUCCCCAGACCAGAAUUCCUCCUUCCUCAUCCUCGAUCUCAUCAGGUUUCGCAACAUAAGCAUCGAUUUAGCUCAGCAGACCGCUUGGAUCCAGCCGGCGGUGACUACAGGGGAACUUUACUACAGGAUCGCAGAGAAGAGUUCCACUCUGGCGUUCCCAUCAGGAAUUUGUCCCACGGUCGGGCUCGGCGGGCAGAUCAGCGGCGGUGGUUGGGGAACUCUGUUGCGGAAGUAUGGGCUCGCCGCAGAUAACGUGCUCGACACCAGAGUAAUUGAUGCCGAGGGCAGGAUCCUGGACAGAGCAUCCAUGGGAGAAGAUCUGUUCUGGGCGAUUCGAGGCGGAGGUGGCAACACGUUUGGAAUUGUCAUCGCCUGGAAAAUCAAACUAGUCCCCGUCCCAGCGAGUGUUACGGCGUGCACUGUUACGAGGACUCUGGAACAGAACGCGACGGAGAUCGUCCAUCGAUGGCAGUACGUAGUUGAUAAGCUCUCCAACGAUGUGUUUUUCAUGGUGGUUCUGAACAGAGUGGUCAAUCCAAUUCAAGCGAACGCCACAACUAUUCAAGCCUCCUUCAAUUCACUCUACCUCGGAAGCAUCGAGGGUUUGAUUCCGAUGAUGGAGGCAAAAUUCCCAGAUCUGGGUUUGAGAAGGGAGAACUGCGUGGAGAUGAGUUGGGCGAAAUCGAUUCUCUACUUUGCCGGAUUUCCACUCAAUUCCCCGCUGGAAAGCUUGCUGGACAGGACGAUUUCAGCAACUGGGUCGGCGAAAUUCAAAGGGAAAUCCGACUAUGUGAAAGAACCCAUACCGAUAAGCGGCUUAGAAGGGAUUUGGGAAAAGCUGAAGGAGGUAGGAGUUCAGACCGGUGGUUUGAUCUUGGCGUCUUACGGUGGAAAAAUGAGCGAGAUUGCGGAAUCGAGCAUUCCGUUCCCGCACAGGGCCGGGAAUAUAUACCAAGUCGAAGAAGUGGCAUUCUGGGUCGAAGACGGGGUUGAAGCGGCGGAUGGGUACUUGAAUUGGUUGAGAGGGUUGUACGAGUACAUGACGCCUUAUGUAUCGAAGAAUCCUCGAGAAGCGUAUGCUAAUUACAGGGAUCUGGAUUUUGGAAGGAACGGCGACGGCGGUGGCGGUGGCGGCGGAAAGGGUGACUACAGGCGAGCGAGGAGUUGGGGUUCCAGGUACUACAAGAACAACUUCGAUAGAUUGGUGAGAGUGAAGACGGCGGUGGAUCCGGCCAAUUUCUUUAGGAAUGAACAGAGCAUCCCGCCUCUGUCGUCUUGGAGAUAGGCAUCAAGAAAUGAAAAAUUAUAAUCUGA